Messenger RNA from Megalobrama amblycephala (Wuchang bream), 1039 nucleotides. RefSeq names its product golgi transport 1Ba (gene golt1ba). The record is from RefSeq and is a predicted model, not a curated record. Gene Ontology annotation, cellular component: endoplasmic reticulum; membrane. The transcript is spliced from 6 exons. Gene Ontology annotation, biological process: retrograde transport, endosome to Golgi; endoplasmic reticulum to Golgi vesicle-mediated transport. NCBI's taxonomy places the organism in Eukaryota, Metazoa, Chordata, Actinopteri, Cypriniformes, Xenocyprididae. Bases 118 to 504 code for a protein of 128 amino acids.
CAUCAAGUUUGCAAAGUUUUUUUUUCGCGGAAAGUUUCUCCGGAUGUUGAGAGUGAGUGUUUCCGGUACGCGUGGCCGCUCCUGUGACAGCUGCUGCGCGAGAGUAGACGAGCCAAGAUGAUCUCCCUUACCGACUCCCAGAAAAUUGGAAUGGGCCUAACAGGAUUUGGGGUAUUUUUUCUGUUCUUUGGGAUGAUCCUGUUUUUUGAUAAAGCCCUUCUUGCCAUAGGAAACAUCCUGUUUGUUGUCGGCCUGUCAUUCGUAAUCGGGCUGGAGAGGACGUUCAGGUUCUUCUUUCAGAAGCACAAAAUGAAAGCCACCAUCUUCUUCUUAGGAGGCGUCUUGGUGGUGCUGAUCGGAUGGCCCAUCGUCGGAGUCGUUCUUGAGUUUUAUGGCUUCUUUCUUCUAUUCAGGGGAUUCUUUCCAGUGGUCGUAGGCUUCAUCAGGAGGAUUCCUGUACUGGGAUAUUUGCUCAACCUUCCCUUCAUUAGUGGGCCUUCCUAAGGCUGAGCGGACAGACAGCCAUCUUGUACGUGGACAAAAUGAGUGAAAGCAACAACAUGGUUUAACAGACUCUUUUUUACCACUUAUUUAUGAUGGAUUUUCUAAAGCUUUAUCUUGAAACAGCCAUGUGAAGUAUAGAGCUCGUAUAACCGAAGCUUUAUAUUCAGGACGUCUGAGUGAUAUUUACAUCAACGAGAAGCAAACUGUGCUGCGUGGAAGAGAAGCCACACUUUCGCCUGCCAGACAAAGCAAAGCAAUCUAUAGACUGCAUCACAACACUCAGCAUCACUGCAUCCCAGAAGAACUUUGCCCUAUUUUAUAAACGCAAACUUCAUGAAGACGUUAAUGGAUGCCCUCCCAUGAAUGUUGAAUGUGUAGAAGAGACUGUACUCUGUUACAACAAUGGCCUUGUUACAUGGUUGUGUCUAUAGUUGUAUUUUAAAGCUGGAGGAGAACUGGAUGACUCUAAUUUCUUGAUUUUCUAUCACAAGUGUGAUAUUUACACUUUCUUAUAAAAUUAAACUGUUACUACUUA